AUGUUCCACCACGAGAAUCAUCCGCUGUCGACGGAAGUUAGGUUCCACUACGGAGUCUCAACCGAAUCGCGGGUUAUGGAUCUGGUCAACAAUGACAAGUUGAUCAGCGAACUGAGGGAGGAGUUCAAGAAGGCGUUCGGUAUUAUCAUUGCAUCCGAGUUUAUCGAUCUGAGAACUAGUGAGUGAUUUCGACUACUUUUGACUUUCCAAUUAUUUGCCAACUUUCAGCGAGCUACGGUGAUCCGGUCACUUGUUCGGCGGUCUUCUGGAACGGCAUCUCCGAAUGGCCAUCGACGCAUCUCGACGUGUUCGUGUCGAUCCGCGACGCGGUGAUCUACAACGGACACGCCUAUCCGACCAGAACCGAAGCGAUGAUUGAUGAGGAGCUCCGACGCGAGAAGGCGCAAGAGGCGCAGUUCCGAAUCAUGAAAGACACGCAAAUCGCCGAGGAGCAGUUGGAGAUUCGUGAAAUGAUUGAGGCGCAGAAGAAGGAGAUGGAGGCGAUGAAGACGGAAAUGGAGAAGAUGAAGAUGGAGAUUAAGGAUCAGGCGGAGAAGCUGAUGAAAAAUACGCACAGCGACGCGCACGACGCGAACUGCGACGGAUGCCGUCAGCACAUCCGCGGCCACCGCUUCAUGUGCUCCGUGUGCCACGACUACGACCUGUGCGCGACGUGCGAGGCGAAAGGAACCCAUCCCGAACACACCAUGUACCGCAUUGUGCGCCCCGCCGGUAUCGCUGACGCCGACGCGCCCUGGUGGCUGAAGAAGGAGGCGGCGGCGGCGGCGGUGAAACUCGAUGUCAUGAAGCAGAAUGAUGAUGAUGAGGUGGAUGACUUGGAGAUGUUCGAUGACGAAGAGGUCUUGGCUGCUCUUCGUGGAGAAGGCGAGCCGGAGGAAGAGGAAGAAGAAGAGGAAGAGCUUCACACCGCCGUUGCUCCGACUCCAGAGCCACAGGAGGAAGAGUAUGAAACUGAAUGGUAG
This is a messenger RNA of Caenorhabditis sp. 36 PRJEB53466, 983 nucleotides long. Lineage: Eukaryota; Metazoa; Nematoda; Chromadorea; Rhabditida; Rhabditidae. The record is from the annotation of a GenBank genome assembly.